Arabidopsis thaliana (thale cress) is the source of this 1051-nucleotide messenger RNA. Its product is annotated as CAP-gly domain linker. The transcript is spliced from 4 exons. The record is from RefSeq and is marked reviewed. The coding region runs from base 1 to 504 and encodes 167 amino acids. Lineage: Eukaryota; Viridiplantae; Streptophyta; Magnoliopsida; Brassicales; Brassicaceae.
AUGGAGGAUUCAGGUGCGAUUCUAUGUCAAAUCUCCAUUUUCAAGGACAUGCUUGAUCAGGUCAAUCGGGAAAUCGAAGCAAACAUUCAGGUCACGCGAGAGAUCGAAUCACAGAUCGGAAAUUGUUCUGAGACGGAAUCGGCUCUGUCUGUCAAAGAAGCUGAGCUUACUAAAUCGUUCCUUGCUUCUCAGUUCGAGAUCAAUGGUUUGAUCUCCGUUACAGCUGAUUCAAGAAACUCUCUGAAGCUAUUGGAGGAUGAGAUUUGUCGUUUGAGAAAUGAGCAUAGUGAGCUAAUUACAAGACUAACCGAGAAGCGGGAAGGUUUUGUGAAGAUGUGUUUUGGGUUUCAAAGGGAGAUUGAAGACAGUGAAUUCAGGAAUUUAUUGUUGGAAAGAGAGUUUCUCGACAACGAAGUUCGGAUGUUGGAGGAGAAGAACUUAGAUGUGAAGAACUCUAUUUUGGCUUACAUGGAAGAUGAAAUGAUGAAUCUAUUAUCUGAUUAGUGUUUCUGGUCACAUUAUCUUCAACACCAUGGAUCAUUGGUGCACCAGAAUGGAGGUUCAUGUAUACAAAAAAUAUGUUACAAAAAGAAUAAAAGGUGAAGUUUGUUAUCAACGCCCUAAGAUCAAACAUCAUUUCUUAACGCCCUAAGAUCACAGACUUUGUCAUCUCAUUCACAGUGAUCAAAUCCUCAGACGAUGAUUUGUCAUCUCUCCUGUGCACUACAAAUGUCGGUUGUUCUGGUGGUGGAAGAUCUGAUGUUGUGGUGAGCAUAGACAGCAACUCAAGUGUGUUGGGUCUAUCUGCAGGUUGGUGUUGAACACAGAGCAGACCGAUCUGAACACAUCUCUCAACUUCCAGUGGGCGACAUGAAUCGGCGACAUCUUUGUCCAAGAGAUCAAUUCCUCCAGUAUCACACCAAGAUUCCCACGCCUGUUGUUCAGAUUCAGGUCUUAAGAAUAUAAAAGCAAGAAACGUUUUGAGACAUUUGCAACUGUAUGAAUACCUAAAAGUUGUACUUACAUAUGCAAUAAGGGUUUUUUCUUCUUU